AACGAUUCAAUAGUUUGUCAAGAGUUAUUCAAAAUCAAAAAACAAAUUAUGAUAGAUUUAAAUUAAGGGUGGAGAAUCGAAGAAAGAAGUAGAAGAGGAUCUGGAUUCGAAAUCAGAGCUAUAGACAAUCGCCAGGAUGACGCAAUGGUGUGCGAUCAGUGUAAUGAAGGCCGUGCUCUGCGUCGGCUGCACGGAAGUGGACUACGUGACCACCAUGGAGAAGGUGGACUUCCAGUGCGACAGGUGCAGCACCCAGAAUGGAAUGCUUCAGCGCAGCGGAAGAUCGUCGAAUGUUAGUACGGCCCUGCGUCUGUUGGGCGCCAAUGUGGAGUUGUUCGGUGUGCUCACCCGUAAUCCCACCUAUCGCAUGAUUCUGGAUGAUCUCGAGCAGCGGGGCAUUGAUAUUAGCCACUGUACAUUUACGGACGAAAGUCCGCCCUUUUCCACCAUUGUCCAAGAUCGCUGGACUCGUCGUUGCACGGUGGUGUAUUGCGACAAACCAUUUCCGUAUGUCACGGCAGCGGAUUUCCGCAAACUGGAUCUCGAUCAAUACGGCUGGGUGAACUUUGAGGCACGGAGUCCACGUGAAACGUGCGAUAUGAUACGCCUAAUCCUCGAUCACAACAACGGGCGGGAUGAGCGGGAUCGGAUAGUGGUAUCCUUGCAGAUUUUCAAUUCCUUCGAACAGGUCGUGCAUCUGAUUGCCAUGUGCGACUAUGUGUUCGUCACCAAGUAUAUAGCCGAGUCCAGAGGCUGGAAGUCGCCGUUGGAAGCCUGCGAGGGUGUCAAUGGGCUACUGCGCAUGCCAAGGGACAUCAGGAUCCGCAGACCCUGCAUCAUUGUGCCGUGGAGCAGCCUGGGAGCAGGAUGUAUGACCACGGAAGGGGAGUACUUCGAAGUGCCAGCCCACAAGCCCAAAAAGAUCAUCGAUCGGGUGGGCGACAGUGAUUGCUUCACGGCGGGAUUCAUUUAUGCCGCUUUUGUGCGGCAAAGACGAUUGGCCGAAGCCGUGGACUUCGCCAAUGCCGUGGCCAGCUAUAAGUUGGGCUACGUGGGUUUCGAUUGCCUUGGCCAUUUGCCAAUCGACGCGGUCAAGCUGCCCGUCAGAAUGAGGUGUGGCAGUGAGGUGUCCUCCGACGAUGAGGAUAACGGCGAUCAGUUGAAUAGCUGCAAGAAGCACCUGUUACGCCCGAUUGAGUUCCUGCCGGACAAGUCCUCCAUUGCGCCCACUGCGAAGGAAGUUCCGAUCGAGACCUCGGAACCUUCUAGCUAGGAAAGCGUGUCAUCUACUGCCCAUUCCAAAUAUUCCGCAAACUUGCACCAUUUUAUGUAUGGUUUAUAAAUCUAUGUGUAUUACAGUUGAAAAUUUUCCCACUAAAUUUGAUUUUC
Molecule: messenger RNA, 1389 nt
Organism: Drosophila sechellia
Lineage: Eukaryota; Metazoa; Arthropoda; Insecta; Diptera; Drosophilidae
Product: ketohexokinase
Exons: 1
Coding region: 137-1273 (378 amino acids)
Biological process (GO): fructose metabolic process
Molecular function (GO): ketohexokinase activity
Source: RefSeq, a predicted model, not a curated record